Messenger RNA from Rosa chinensis, 2062 nucleotides. RefSeq lists its product as uncharacterized. Gene Ontology annotation, molecular function: DNA binding; zinc ion binding; transposase activity. The record is from RefSeq and is a predicted model, not a curated record. The transcript is spliced from 6 exons. Gene Ontology annotation, biological process: DNA transposition. The coding region runs from base 11 to 1990 and encodes 659 amino acids. NCBI's taxonomy places the organism in Eukaryota, Viridiplantae, Streptophyta, Magnoliopsida, Rosales, Rosaceae.
UGCAUCUAGAAUGCAGCACGAAAGCUCUGUACAGAUCAAGACAUAUGAGCAUGAACACAAUUGUUCUAGAAAGUUUGAGUCAUGCAUGUUGAGCGCUAAGUACUUGACCAAGCGCUUCAUGGAAAGAAUCAAGCUAAACACUGGAUGGAAGACAGAGUCUUUGGCUCAGACCAUGUCUUCGGAAGUUAGAGUGAAGGUCUCCAAGCAGAUGGCAUAUAGAGUGAAGAAGGCAGCCAUUUUGGCGUUGGAGGGAACAAUUAAGGAGCAGUAUGCAAGACUUAGAGAUUAUGGGAAUGAGCUUAAAAGGGUGGACCCCUCAACAACCAUUGAUAUUAAGUGUGACUUCAACAACUCUAACAAGGAUCCGGUGUUCAAGAGGAUGUAUAUUUGUCUUGGAGCUCUGAAAAAAGGAUUUAAAGCUGGUUGUAGAUCUGUGAUUGGCUUGGAUGGUUGCCAUUUGAGGUCUGCUUUUGGUGGCCAACUAUUGAUAGCUGUGGGAAUAGAUGCCAACAACACCACUUGGGUAAUUGCCUAUGCCAUGGUUGAAAUGGAGAGCAAAGACAGUUGGAUUUGGUUUUUAGAGCUUCUAUGCAAGGACCUCAGUAUAAGGGAGGAUGGAGCAGGUUGGACUUUCAUCAGUGAUAAGCAAAAAGGGCUUCUCCCUGCUUUUGAAGAGGUUGUGCCAUCUGCCCACAUUAGAUGGUGUGUUAGGCAUAUGUGGACUAAUUUUACCAAGUUAUUUCCUGGGAAGGUAUUGAGGGAUCAGAUGUGGGCUUGUGCAAAGUCAACUACAAUUCCUUUCUUUACAAAAGAAUUGGAUGAGAUGAAGCUGCUCGAUAAUGAAGCAUACAAAUGGAUGAUGCAUGAGGACAGGCCGGCCAAGCAUUGGUGUCGAGCACACUUCAACACAUGUUCGAACUGUGACAUUAUGAUCAACAAUUUAUGUGAGAGCUUCAACAGUUACAUAUUUGACGCUAGAGGAAAGCCACCUGUUACUAUGUUUGAGGAAAUUAGGGGGAAACUUAUGAAGAGGAUACAGUUGAGAAGGGAAAAGAUGCAAUCAAUGGUGGGAAAUAUAUGCCCCAAGCCGAGAGAUAUACUAGAAAAGAACAAGGUGAAGGCUGCCACUGAUUGUAUUCCAAAUCUGAAUGGUGGUGACAUUUGUGAGGUGGAGAAUAUUGAAGGCUCAAAGAAUGUGGUUGACCUCAAUGAAAGAACCUGCACAUGCAGAAGGUGGGAAUUAAGUGGUGUUCCUUGCAAGCAUGCAGUCUCGGCUAUAUACCAUAAGAGGCAUAAUCCGGAAGACUAUGUUGCUGAUUGUUACUUGAUCAAGACUUACAUGUCUAUCUAUGACAAUCUAAUCCAACCUAUUAAUGGAAUGGAGAUGUGGAGUAGAAAUGAAGAGGCCUGCAUACUUCCUCCACAGUAUUCAAGACAGCCCGGAAGGCCAAAAACAGUACGGAGAAGGGAUGCAUCAGAGAAGUUGGCUGGAAAUGGAACAAAGCUUGGAAGAAUCCAAAAGUCACUUAAGUGUGGGAACUGUGGAAGAGUUGGCCACAACGUGAAAACAUGUCACAGGCAUCUUCCUCCAAAGGAUAAGAAUGCUGCAAAUAAGAAGAGGAAGAGGAAGAUGAACAGUGGAGAUGCUUCUUCAUCUCAGCCUAAACCUGGAAAAAGGCCACCAUUGAGUAAAAAUGAAUUGAGGAAAAAGCAUUUACAAGUGGCAGAAUAUCAAAGGAAGAAGAUGGCUGAAUUGAAGGCAUCAAGGAAACAAGGAGCCAAAGCUACUGCUGCCACAACUGCCAAAGCUGCUGCCACAUCUACCUCAACAAGCACAAGGCCUCCAACUUCAACCAAAGCAUCAAAGGGUCAAGCUCCAAUAGCUUCCAAAUCAUCUCAAAGGAUCAGGGACAAUUUGUCCAACCAUGUUUUGUGUAACUUGGUUGGUAGCUCUAAUGCCCUUUUUGUUAACAUGAUUAGAGCUAUUUGAAAUGCAAACCUAUGUUAUGUUGCAAACACAUUUGAGCUGCUAAGUCUUUUGGAAAUUUAAGAAACUUUCAUG